Messenger RNA from Coregonus sp. 'balchen', 8224 nucleotides. NCBI's taxonomy places the organism in Eukaryota, Metazoa, Chordata, Actinopteri, Salmoniformes, Salmonidae. The record is from the annotation of a GenBank genome assembly.
AUGCAGAAUGAAGAGCUGAUGGGGAUCAGACGAGAGGAGGAAAUGGAGAUGUCUGACGAUGACAUGGAGGAUACACACGACCAUGACGAAUCAGGUACACACACACUCCUGAUAGAAAAACUAACAUUAACUACACACACCCACACACAUUUUGGGAUAUGGCUCCUUCCUUUUCUCCUUAGUUGUAGAAUAGAUCUGUAGCUCAGCCCUCUGUCUCAGUGUCAUCAGCUCAUUCACACUCUAAAUGGACAAAUUAAGUUGGAGAGGAGACUAGGGCUGUGGCUGUCACAAAAUCUCAUCAGCCAGUGAUUUUCAAGCAAAUAACUGUCGGUCUCACGGUAAUUGACCGUAAUUAACAUAAACACAUUUAGCAUCUCCUGGCUUCCACACAUAGCCUACAAGCUAAUGAUGCAGACCUUUGGAACAUCUACAUUCUAAAAAGUAUAAUAAAUCCAUGUAAUAUAGCCUACACCUUUACAAUAAAUCCAUUAUUUAUUUUAGACAGGUCUAAAGAAGCAUGAAGUCUAUAUGAAGAAAAUGUAGUCUAUUUCAGAAGAACAGAAUAGCAUACUCUGAGUUGUCUUUAUGUUAGGUCCUGAUCUGGCUAUGCCAAAUGGCUAUGGGCUACACUAGUUCAUUUAGCAGACAAGAUUUGCUUAGAAUUCCGUGGCAUUAUUUUAUAGUAUGAAGAAUACAAUUGAACAAAGCUGAAUAAAACAGAAAGGAUAUUUUCUCCAAACGAUUUGAGGGAGUGCGCACAUGCGGCUUUUCUGUGUUGAGCGGUUAACAAAGAAACAGUUAAACCACCCCCAUCUCCGCGACCUUUUCCCCCCACUGCUACACAUUUUUCCAGAGGAUACACUGAGCUAAUAAUCACCGAAAUGAAAGCUAGACAGUCAGGGAGCAUAGACAAUACCAAGAACGAUGGAUAGAGGAAUAUUAAUUGUGGAUUUUGACGGUGAGGAAAUAUGACCAAUUUUCAGUGUGGCCCUGCGGACCUCGUUGAAGACCGAAUGCGGCCCCCGCCGCCAAAUUAGAUUGACAGCCCUGAUAUAUACGGAGUGUACAAAACAUUAGGAACACCUUCCUAAUAUUGAGUUGCACCCCCUUUUAACCUCAGAACAGCCUAAAUACAUUGAGGCAUUGACUCUACAAGGUGUCGAAAGCUUUCCACAGGGAUGCUGGCCCAUGUUGACUCCAAUGCUCCCCAAGUUGGCUGGGUGUUCUUUGGGUGGUGGACCAUUCUUGAUACACACGGAAAACUGUUGAGCAUGAAAGAAUCAGGAGCGUUGCAGUUCUUGACACACUCAAACCGAUGUGCCUGACACCUACUACCAUAACCCGUUCAAAAAGUGUUCAUACCCCUUGACUUAUUCCACAUUUUGUUGUUACAGCCUGAAUUCAAUAUUUUUUUCUCAACCGUCUACACACAAUACCCAAUAAUGACAAAGUGAAAACAUGUUUUUAGACGUUUUUGCUACUUUAUUGAAAAUGAAAUACAGAAAUAUCUCAUUUACAUAUGUAUUCACACCCCUGAGGCAAUAGUUUGCAGAAGCAACUUCGGCAGCGAUUAUAGCUGAGAGUCUUUCUGGGUAAGUCUUAAGAGCUUUCGACACCUUGAUUGUACAACAUUUGCCCAUUAUUAUUUUCGGAAUUCUUCAAGCUCUGUCAAAUUGGUUGUUCAUCAUUGCUAGACAACUAUUUUCAGGUCUUGCCAUAGAUUUUCAAGUAGAUUUAAGUCAAAACUGUAACUCGGCCACUCAGGAAUAUUCACUUUUUGCUUGGUAACUCCAGUGUAGAUUUGGCCUUGUGUUUUGGGUUAUUGUCCUGCUGAAAGGUGAAUUCAUCUCCCAGUGUCUGGUGGAAAGCAGACUGAACCAGGUUUUUCCUCUAGGAUUUUGCCUGUGCUUAGCUCCAUUCUGUUGCUUUUUUAUCCAGAAAAACUCCCCAGUCCUUAACGAUUACAAGCAUACCCAUAACAUGAUGCAGCCACCACUAUGCUUGAAAAUAUGGAGAGUGGUGCUCAGUAAUGUGUUCCAUUGGAUUUGCCCCUAACAUAAAACUUUGUAUUCAGGACAAAAAGUGAAUUGCUUUGCCACAUUUUUUGCAGUAUUACUUUAGUGCCUUGUUGCAAACAGGAUGCAUGUUUUGAUUUUUUUUUUUAAUUCUGUACAGCCUUCCUUAUUUUCACUCUGUUAAUUAGAUUAGUAUUGUGGAGUAACUACAAUGUUGUUUAUCCAUCCUCAGUUUUCUCCUAUUACAGCCAUUAAACUCUGUAACUGUUUUAAAGUCAACAUUGGCUUAAUGGUGAAAUCCCUGGGCGGUUUCUUUCCUCUCCGGCAACUGAGUUAGGAAGGACGCCUGUAUCUUUGUGGUGACUGGGUGUAUUCAUACAACAUCCAAAGUGUUAUUUUUUUAUUUUUACCCAUCUACCAAUAGGUGCCCUUCUUUGCAAGGCAUUGGAAAACGUCCUUGGUCUUUUUGGUUGAAUCUGUGUUUGAAAUUCACUGCUCGACUAAGGGACCUUACAAAUAAUUGUAUGUGUGGGGUACAGAGAUGAGGUAGUCAUUCAAAAAUCAUGUUAAACACUAUUUAUUGCACACAGUGAGUCCAGACAACUUAUUAUGUGACCUGUUAAGCAAAUGUUUACUCCUGAACUUAUUUAGGCUUGCCAUAACAAAGGGGUUGAAUACUCAAGACAUUUCAGCUUUUCAUUUUUAAUCGAAAAACAUAAUUCCACUUUGACAUUAUGGGGUAUUGUGUGUAGUAGGCCAGUGACAAAAAAUCUCAAUUUAAUCUAUUUCAAAUUCAGGCUGUAACACAACAAAUUGUGGAAAAAGUCAAGGGGUGCGUAUACUUUCUGAAGGCACUAUAAAUAGUUUGUCUUGCCCAUUUACCCUCUGAAUGGCACACAUACACAAUCCAUGUCUCAAGGCUUAAAAAUCCUUCUUUAACCUGUCUCCUCCCCUUCAUCUACACUGAUUGAAGUGGAUUUAACAAGUGACAUCAAUAAGGGAUCAUAGCUUUUACCUGGAUUCACCUGGUCAGUCUAAUGUUUUGUUCCUAAUGUUUUGUACACUGUGUCGAGGAAGGAGUGUCUGUGAAAUUACAUUUGUCCUUUUUUUUAAUGAUAGGAAUUCUACUCCGGCACCUCUUAAUUGCACAUUAAUGAAAGCAAAACACUACCAGUCCAAUAGCAAGCAGCUGACACUAUGAAUGGACUGGUAUGUUUAUGGUGGAUAUUACUCCCUGGCCUGCCUCUCUAAAUGUCAUAGUCAUAGUCACAGCUGGAACUAAGUGUGUGUGUGUGUGCGCGUGUGUGUGUGUGUGUGUGUGUGCCAGCUGCACCUUCAGCUCAUUUAGGGUUGUUCUGGGCACCACUGAAGUGCCAUUAGGACUGUCUUUACACAGAGUAGCCUGUUUAUGUCUGCUGAACCAACAGAGAGCCACUGAUAUAAGUAAAGAGAUACUUUAUUAGUCCACGCGAGAUGGAAAUUUGUCUUCUGUUUUUAUUCAUCCCCCCGCUAUACACAUUAGGAACACCUGCUCUUUCCAUGACAUAGACUGACCAGGUGAAUCCAGGUUGAAGGCUAUGAUCCCUUAUUGAUGUCACCUGUUAAAUCCACUUCAAUCAGUUUGGAUGAGGGGGAGGACACUGGUUGAAGAAUGAUUUUUAAGCGUUGAGACAUGGAUUGUGUAAGUGUGCCAUUCAGACGGUGAAUGGGUAAGACAAAAGAUGUAGGUGCUUUUGAAUGGGGUAUGGUAGUAGGUGCCAGAAUGUGUAUCAAGAAUGGUCCACCACCCAAAGGACAUCCAGCCAACCUGGGAAGCAUUGGUGUCAACAUGGGCCAGCAUCCCUGUGAAACUCUUUCGACACCUAGUAUAGUCCAUGCCCCAACGAAUUGAGGCUGUUCUGAGGGCAAAAGGGGGUGCAACUCAAUAUUAAGUAGGUGUUCCUAAUGUUUUGUACACUCAGUGUACACACACACACACACACACACACACACACAUUAGGUUGGAGAGGCAGGAGCAAAGGGCAUCUGCCCAGCGCCCAAUGAGCAGUUUAGGGGGUUAAGUUCCUUGCUCAAGGGAAGUUGGUACCGGAGAUAUUGAUGCCAGCAACCCUCUGGUUGCCCACCCCACCCCUUCAUGUCUUUUAGUUUCUGCUUGUUAAUCGUUGUGAUCUUUGCCAGUUGCCAAUAUGACAACCUCCCUCAUUACUAUGCAGAUAUAUGCAAACGUUAUCAUCAGCCUACCAAGUUCGCAUUCCCACCUCUUUUCAUGUGCGACCUUGCUUAUUAGAAAACACUGAUAACAAUCGUUGUCAGGAGGCUGUCACAAUGUUGGAAGGGAAAGCUGUGGAGAAGGGCACAGGAUGUGGUGGGGGGACAUGUAUUGUGAAACCCCUUCAUAUUUACAGUAUUAGCUCACACCUGCUAGGGAUCCCUGUAACCCAGGAGCACAGGGGGAGCCCACCCAGUCUGUUUCUUUAAAAGCUCAUCGAUGCUAAUGGCUAAGUGUCCUAUAUUAAACACAGUGCCGAGUGUGAAUGGGUUGGUGCUUCUACAUUCAUGCAGUACAGAGUGGGAAUGGGUUGGUGCUUCUCUCCUCUCAGCAGCCCUGUGCUGAGCUUCUGGAGUCGAUGCUAAAGCCUGUCACGUUGUGGAGGGGGAAUCGGUCGGCUACCCUGGACAGCAACUUGAUGAGGCUCCCUGAUUAAUACACACCUCACCCAAAACCUCCCUGCUGCUGGCUCACACACACACACAUUAACCAGAGCAGGUGGAUGACUCAGAGGUCUCUGUGUCUUAGAAGUCUGUAUCUCUUUGUUCAAACAGACCCUAUGCCUGAUUCAAAGAAGCCAGCAUGAGUCGCUAUGCUCAUUCUAACACACACACACACACACACACACACUAUGCUAGGCCUCUCUCACACAAUCACCCCCAGUUCUUAUCUCCCCAGCUCAGCCACGCAAACACACCCUCUCAUUACAUCACACACGUCCCCUCAGACAGCAUUGGAGAACAAAGACUCUCUUAUCAAAGCCCAAACGAACAGGGGCUGAGUAGUUCUCAUCACUAUCUCUCCUGACUGUUCAAUAUAGGACAGGUUGGGAUUUCAAAGCCUCUCCAGUAGAGCUACUGUAUGUCUUCAGAUCAUCAGUACAUACAUUUGAAGGCUCUCUAUACAGUACAAUGUUAUGAUACUGUAGUUGUGAUGUGCUAUGUCUCUCGUGUGUGUGUGUGUGUGUGUGUGUGUGUGUGUGUGUGUGUAGGCCCUGUGGCCCAGGUGGAGGCUCUAAAGGAGGAGAAUGACUCUCUGCGCUGUCAGCUUGACGCCUACAGGAACGAGGUGGAGUUGCUGAAGCAGGAGCAGGGCAAGAACCAAGAACACACACCUCCACAACACAGUGAAGAGGACACCAGCAGGCAGCAACAACUAACCUUUCUACAACAGGCACUACAGGGCAUGCAGAAGGUAUACUUCUACCACACACACACACACACACACUAUAGCUUAACUUCUUGCAGCAGGUCCUACUUUGGAUGUAUUUUAAGCAAUUCCACUGGAAUAUUUAUACAGAUAUUAAACCCCUGCAGAUUCUAGCUGGUGAGACUCAUAAUCCAUUGGUUUUGCUUUCUGAGGCGACAAGUGGUUUUGAUGAAAAGUCACUUUUAAUGGAGGUGGAUAGAGAACUGCCCUCUCAAUUACACACACAGGCGUGUGCACACAUACACACAACACUGAUAAAGAGAUGAGAGAGAGAGAGAGAGACCAAGAAUUCACAAAAUGGGACAAACACCAAAUUGAGACUCUGCAUGCAGAAUUCUGCAAAAAAUCCUCCGUGUACAACGUAAAACACCAAAUAAUGCAUGCAGAGCAGAAUUAGGCCAAUACCCGCUAAUUAUCAAAAUCCAGAAAAGAGCCGUUAAAUUCUAAAACCACUUAAAAGGAAGCGAUUCCCAAACCUUCCAUAACAAAGCCAUCACCUACAGAGAGAUGAACUUGGAGAAGAGUCCCCUAAGUAAGCUUGUCCUGGGGCUCUGUUCACAAACACAAACAGACCCCACACAGCCCCAGGACAACAACAACAACAACAACAACAACAACACAAUUAGACCCAACCAAAUCAUGAGAAAACAAAAAGAGAAUUACUUGACACAUUGGAAAGAACAAACAAAAAAACAGAGCAAACUAGAAUGCUAUUUGGCCCUAAACAGAGAGUACACAGUGGCAGAAUACCUGACCACUGUGACUGACCCAAAUUUAAGGAAAGCUUUGACUAUGUACAGAUUCAGUGAGCAUAGCCUUGCUAUUGAGAAAGGCCGCCGUAGGCAGACCUGGCUCUCAAGAGAAGACAGGCUAUGUGCACACUGCCCACAAAAUGAGGUGGAAACUGAGCUGCACUUCCUAACCUCCUGCCAAAUGUAUGACCAUAUUAGAGACACAUAUUUCCCUCAGAUUACAGCGAUCCACAAAGAAUUCGAAAACAAACCCAAUUUUGAUCAACUCCCUUAUCUACUGGGUGAAAAACCACAGUGUGCCAUCAGAGCUGCAAUAUUUGUGACCUGUUGCCACAAGAAAAGGGCAACCAGUGAAGAACAAACACCAUUGUAAAUACAACCCAUAUUUAUGUUUAUUUAUUUUCCCAUUUGUACUUUAACUAUUUGCACAUUGUUACAACACUGUAUAUUUACGUAAUAUGACAUUUGAAAUGUCUUUAUUCUUUUGAAACUUCUGAGUGUAAUGUUUACUGUUAAUAUUUAUUGUUUAUUUCACUUUUGUUUACUAUCUACUUCACUUGCUUUGGCAAUGUUAACACACGUUUCCCAUGCCAAUAAAGCCCUUAAAUUGAAAUUGAAUUGAGAGAGAGAGAGAGAGAGGUAGGGAGAGAUGCAAGCUGAAAAUGAGAGCAGCAGUGGGAUGCACUCAGGGUAAGAUGGUUGGAUAGAUAGAGAAAUAACAAUAGAAAGACCAGAGGGAGAGAGUCAUUCUAGAAUCUGAUCACUCUGCUGUCCUUGACGCUCUACAUAAACCAAUACCAACCAGCUGGAGGGGUUUUCUAAUAAAAUCUCCCCCUCAGAGAAAACAACCAUCAUACUGUUGGUAAGAUAAACAACCCUCAGAGGCAAGAAAUGUGUUGCUCCCAUCACCUGCUGGGUCGGCAAAGUAGUCAAUGGUCAUUAGUUAAUAGAAAUAAUUUUUUUUAAUGUUGGUUUUGAGCAUAAAUAAUGUGUCGUCUUCCUGCUCAUUUGAAUAGACAGAUGGUAAUUACAUUUCUAACACGCAAGUUUGAACAUUUCCAUGAAAAUAUUAAAUGAAUGGAUUAAAAUUAGAGACCAAUUGGAUGCUUCUUAUUGCUCCAUGCUAAAUUGCGUUAUCAUGCAGGCUCUGGCAAAUUACCAUAAAUAUUAUCAGCAGGUGAUUUGAGUCUGCCCAGAUUCUGCGAAUUUCUUCCACUUGUGAGUCAUGUUAUACUUGCGUAUUUCAGCCUAAACCCAACUGAGACGGAUAAGCUGAAAUGGAUGAGGAGAAAGGACAAGAGAGACUAGAUAGAGAAGCUAUCCAAGUUAACUUGGUUUCCUCUCUGUAGCUAAUGCAUAAAGGGUUAAUAACUCGCAUUCAGCAUAUGCGUGUCAUAAGCAGGCAUCUGUGGCUAACUGUGCCUCCUCUGUCUUAAUGGUUAGUUAGCAUUUGUGUCUUCUCUCUAAAGAUUAGUUAGCAUCUGUGGCUAUCUGUGCCUCCUCUGUAGCAGAAGCUUAAAGGUUAAAUAGCAUCCAGGCUCUGUCGCAGCCGGCCGCGACCGGGAGACUCAUGGGCGGCGCACAAUUGGCCCAGCGUCAUCCAGGGUAGGGGAGGGAAUGGCCGGCAGGGAUGUAGCUCAGUUGAUAGAGCAUGGCGUUUGCAACGCCAGGGUUGUGGGUUCGAUUCCCAUGGGGGGCCAGUAUAAAAAAUAUAUAUAUAUAUAUAUGUAUUCACUAACUGUAAGUCGCUCUGGAUAAGAGCGUCUGCUAAAUGACUAAAAUGUAAAUGUAAAUGUAAAAAUCUGUGGUUAACUGUAUCUCCUCUCUGUUUGCAGCAACUGUUGAAGAUGUGUGAAGAAAUGAAACAGCGGGAGGCAGAGUUGGAGAAGACUGUGGAGGGCAAACAGCAGCUGGAGAACCAAGUAAAGAGCCUCAAGGAAGGACUGGAGAGCCUGAAAACACUAACACGCACACCACAG